Microthlaspi erraticum is the source of this 735-nucleotide messenger RNA. The record is from the annotation of a GenBank genome assembly. Lineage: Eukaryota; Viridiplantae; Streptophyta; Magnoliopsida; Brassicales; Brassicaceae.
AUGGCUAAUGUCAAUUUGAGUCCCGGUGACUUUCUGGAUGAAGUCGAGAAAAUUCCAUCAGUUUCCGAGAAAAUCGCGAAGCUGGACGAGCUCCUGGAGAAACUUGAAGAAGAGAACAAAGAAGACGAUGACACCGAAGCUCGGCGUUCCGAGAGAGAAAGAGUAACCGCUCUCUAUCGUACCUACCGUCAAAACCUUCUUCAACCUCCGUCCUCAUCAUCGUCUUCUCUCCCACCACCGCCAUCAUCGUCUUCUCUCCCACCAACAUUCAAUUUUUCUACACCCAUUUGGGACUUGUAUCGGUCAAUUUCAUCGUCCUCCGUUCCACCACCGUCAUUUCCACAUCAACUAACCACUAUUCCCUCGACGGACCUCUACUCGCUACCGCCGGUGUGCUUCACGCCACCACCAGGUUCCAAGUCACAAUCGCUCUCGACCACUCCGACUCUUCCUCCUUCACAAGAACCGCAAGUGCCAAGAAGAAUUGUUUGGACUGACGAGCUGAAAAAAACAUUCGAUGUGGCCGUAAAUUUUCUCGGAGGCUUAGAACGAGCAAGUGCCUCAGAUAUUCGCGAUGUCAUGGACGUGGAGGGAUUAAGGGUAGAUCAAGUUGCCAGCCGAGUGCAACGUGUCCGUCAAGCAAACGCCCGUCAAGAAGAGGCCGGAGACGACGCAGACGACGCAGAGAAGACGACGACCAAGGGGAAUCAUCUUCAUGCAAAAAAAGAUGAUUAG